GGCUUGUCGUGGCGGGGCACGUCAGUAUCUUCAUGAACGAUCAUUCGCUCAGACGAGAUCUUCGCCUGCAAGUACCAAAAUUGUGCGGGCGAGAUACACGAGCGUUGCCAGGUACAAGGGGAAAUUCGACGUUGUGUGAUCCGAGGUGUUGAUGGCAAAAUGGGAUGGCCAGAGGUUGGGGAAAGUAUUGAUAAAGAGCUGCGUUUCCUGACCGUUGUGUUGGUUCUGAUACCUCCUCACCUCCUUCUCCACCCAUCUCUUCUCCUCUCCCUCCUUUCCUCACCGUUCCCGCUUUCUCCCUCUUCAUCUGUGAAGAUUCAAUCGAUCACCCGUCAAUUGAUAUCAUCAAGCUUCUCCAAUCAUGAUGUAUCCCAAAACCGCCAUUUGUGCGGGUCUGCUUUCCCAAGCUCUCCCAGCAUAUGGUGCCGUCAUGGAGAAAUUGGCUGCAGCACCUAGCGGAUGGACUGCUGCUUCGGAAACAGAUUCGAGUGCGGCCAUCACCCUCACAGUUGGUCUCGCUAUGCAAAAUCUGGAUCAAUUGGAGGCCAAACUUCUUGCCGUUUCAACACCAGGAAAUGCAGAGUACGGAAACCAUCUCGACAUUGAUGAGGCUAAUGCUUUGUUCGCCCCUUCUGCGGAUGCAAGUAGCGCUGUUACUUCAUGGUUGACAAGUGCCGGUGCUCAAAACAUUGUGAGCGAUGGAUCGACCAUCUCCUUUGCCACCACCAUUGAGAAGGCCAAUUCGAUGCUUAACGCAAAAUUCAAAAGCUAUACAAGCAAUGGCGUAACAAAAGUCCGAACUACUCAAUACUCCGUCCCAGAUGAUGUUGCUGAACAUAUCGAGCUCAUCUCUCCAACAACUUACUUCGGAAAGACAGUCGCAAACGCACCAACUAAGAUUGCAAAGAGAGAUACUUCAGCUACGAAAGUAACUGUUGAUGCUGCUUGCUCAACAUCCAUUACUCCUAAAUGUAUCAAGGAAUUAUACAACAUCGGAGAUUACACCCCUUCAGUUUCAUCCGGAAGCAGAAUCGGAUUCGGUAGUUUCCUCAACCAAUCAGCUCUCUAUACUGAUCUUUUCCAAUAUGAGAGUUACUUUGGUAUCCCAGAACAAAACUUCACAGUUACCCUGAUCAAUGGAGCUACUAAUGAUCAAAAUGAAGCUACUGCUCAAAUUGGCGAGGCAAAUCUUGAUGUUCAAAACAUCAUUGGUGUUGCUCAUCCUUUACCUGUUCAAGAAUUCAUCACUGGUGGUUCGCCACCAUUUAUCCCUAACGUUGAUUUACCAACUGAGGCCGAUAACUCCAAUGAGCCAUAUUUGCCAUAUUAUGAGUACUUGUUGUCUCAACCAAACUCCGCCUUACCACAAGUCAUCUCGAACUCUUAUGGUGAUGAUGAAGAUACAGUUCCAUAUGCCUAUGCUGUACGAGUUUGCAACCUGAUCGGUAUCAUGGGACUUCGUGGUAUCUCAGUCCUUGAAUCCUCAGGAGACACUGGAGUAGGAGCUGGUUGCGUCGCAAACGAUGGUCUCAACACCCCAUACUUCCAACCUCAAUUCCCUGGUACAUGUCCAUACAUUACAUCUGUUGGAGGUACUCAAGCCGUUGCUCCCGAAGUCGCUUGGGAUGAUGGUUCAGGAGGUUUCUCAAACUACUUCCCUACUGCUUGGUACCAAGUAGCUGCUGUGGAUGAAUACUUGAACAAGCAUAUCAGUCCAAGCACCAAGGAAUACUAUGAGAGCUACACAAACUUUUCAGGAAGAGGUUUCCCAGAUAUUUCGGCUCAUAGUUUGACACCUGAUUACCAAGUAGUCUACUUCGGUGAACUUUCCCCAUCAGGUGGAACGUCCGCCGCCGCUCCCGUAAUUGCAGGUAUUCUCGGUCUUCUCAACGAUGCACGAUUCAAAGCAGGAAAGCCAGCACUAGGAUUCAUUAACCCCCUCCUUUAUCUUCUUGGCCAAGGAGCUCUUAAUGAUAUCACCGGAGGAGCAAGCGUAGGAUGCAAUGGUGUCAAUGGACAGACUGGCGCGAAAGUACCUGGAGGAGCAGUCAUUCCAUACGCAAGUUGGAAUGCGACAAAAGGAUGGGAUCCAGUCACAGGAUUGGGAACACCAAACUUUGAGAAGUUGAAGGCACUCGUUUUGAGUUACUAGUUUUGGGUUAGAGGCACCAAAUCAGUGGAUGAUGGAUUUAGGAGAUGGAGAUGAAAAGGUUAAUAAAUUUAUACAGAUUUGUAUAUAAAUUACGAAGAAAUGAAUAAUUACAAUAGUAAAGGAGAUUAAUAAUUCUCA
Messenger RNA from Botrytis cinerea B05.10, 2290 nucleotides. RefSeq names its product Bctpp2 (gene Bctpp2). Gene Ontology annotation, biological process: proteolysis. Lineage: Eukaryota; Fungi; Ascomycota; Leotiomycetes; Helotiales; Sclerotiniaceae. Bases 362 to 2152 code for a protein of 596 amino acids. Gene Ontology annotation, molecular function: tripeptidyl-peptidase activity; serine-type endopeptidase activity. The transcript has 3 exons. The record is from RefSeq and is a predicted model, not a curated record.